This is a messenger RNA of Closterium sp. Naga37s-1, 1476 nucleotides long. NCBI's taxonomy places the organism in Eukaryota, Viridiplantae, Streptophyta, Zygnematophyceae, Desmidiales, Closteriaceae. The record is from the annotation of a GenBank genome assembly.
AUGGCUAGCCCGACUCGGCUCAUCGGCGCGCCACUCACCAACCCUACAACCUCUCCCCUUCGCGAAGCCCCUUUUCCCUCCGCCGCCAACUUUCCCUCCGGUGCGCAGUCGGCGCAGCCCGCCCCGCCUUCCUACGCCACCGCGGCGGCGUGCGCCCCUUUCCCCUUGGCUCCCCCCGCGCACGCGCUAGCGGCGGCCGCGGAAACGCUUCCCCGCAUGGCAAUUGGCGCUGCGGCGCCACUUGGUUGGGCAGGCGCAGCCUGCGCCGGGGCUGACGCGCUCAGGCUGGGAUGUAAGCGCAAGGGAGGCGCAUGGAUGGGGGGAGACGGAGGAGCAGGAGGAACGGCCGUUGGGAUUCCGGGAGUUGGUGCGGCGGGCAGGGGGAGCGCAAGGGGGAUGGAUGGAGUGGUGAUUGGGAUGGGGAUUGAUUCCAUGGCAGACAUGGCGGAGUUGGGGAUUCCAGCAAAACGGGCGAGACUGCAGCCUCCAGAGCCUCUAAUACCACCAUCAGCACCAGCGGACCCUGCGUACGCAGUCUCCGCUCUACCAACCGCAUCGAAUCCUUUUGCACCUCCCUCCAUCUCUCCUACCUCCGCCUCUCCAUCCUCCCCAGUCCUCCGCGCCCUAACCCCUCCUCCGUCACCCCCUCUCUCGCCUACAUCAAUGCAAGCCUCCGCUUUCCUCUCCACCCCACUCACUGCUGCCGCACCUACUGCAGCGCCACCCACCCUGUCUGCCGCUCCUGUUGCAUCGGUCGCUGCUGCCAUUCCAAGCAGCUACAGUGCCGUUGCUCCCAUCGCUGCUUCUGCCCCUACCUCUCCUCCACCUUUCCAGGGCGCAUGCUCUAUGGACACAAUUUCUGGAUCCCCCCACCCGCCACUGCACGCACAACUCUGUGCCCCAAUACCACCCACUGCACCACCCUUUCCCCAACAAGAAACAGGCAAUGAGAAAGCCAUUGUGCUGUACUCCCCUCCUGUCAUCCCCUCUCUCUCCACGGAGCCUUCUGCCACUGGCGCAGGUGCUGCUGGUGCUGGGAGAAGAGCAGAGCGGGAAGCCAUGGCAGGAGCAUCAGCGUCACUCGCGGCACGGGCAGCAAUGCAGCAGUGGCCGAUAGAGAAGCUCAAGGCGGCAUGGGGGGGGGCUAGCCCAGUGGAGAAAAGGGUGCUUGGGGGCAUGAUUGGGUCGUUGCUGCAGGGCCAACCGAUUCAGAUCCUGGGAGGGAACAAGCUGCUGGAAGCCCUUCAGCUGCAUCCACCUAGUGUUGUGGGUGGUGGAUUGGAAGACGCCGAAGAGUUGAAAGCGCAGGCAGAGGGUGGAGAGGAGGACAUAGAAGAGGAGGUGGAGCAAGCAGAGCAGCAACCAGACUCGUUGAUGGCAACAGCAGAUGCCAUGAACCUGGAGCAGCAGAAGAUGGUCAGCAGCAGCAGCUCUUAUGAGGGAAACAAUGGGGAGGACGUGGAGAUGGUUGAAUGA